This is a messenger RNA of Ornithodoros turicata, 6484 nucleotides long. RefSeq names its product E3 ubiquitin-protein ligase HECW2-like. Gene Ontology annotation, biological process: protein polyubiquitination; regulation of dendrite morphogenesis. Gene Ontology annotation, molecular function: ubiquitin protein ligase activity; protein binding. The record is from RefSeq and is a predicted model, not a curated record. The transcript is spliced from 24 exons. Bases 254 to 4960 code for a protein of 1568 amino acids. Lineage: Eukaryota; Metazoa; Arthropoda; Arachnida; Ixodida; Argasidae. Gene Ontology annotation, cellular component: cytoplasm.
ACCUCACAUCACAUGGUGUACAUGCCAUGUGCUUUCAUGCUCAUACAUCGGGAUGUGACUCAUUUCUGUAUUUUCGAGGAUUAUAGAUCAUUGCAUCCUGACGAAUGGUGACAUCAAAAUGGUGGAACGCUGUCGGUUUCUAUCUUGUCGAUCCCAACUGAUGGCUUUUAAUUAUUAUUAACCUGAAAUGUUCAUGUUGGAGUUCCCAUAAGAGCAGGGAGACCUGGUGGCCUGUGAAGCGACGGGGGCCCACAUGCUUGCGGAGGGGGGGCCCCCGCGGGGACUGGCUCAGCGUCUGGUACCUCGACAACGCCAGCGCUUGCCUGCACUCCAGGGCCGCUCUAGCCUCAGCGUCUCCCGAACACACUAUGUGCUGGGUCGUCCGGAACCUCCUCUCCUUCUGUCCUGGGACAUCAGGGAAGACGUUGCACCGGGGGACUGGAUUGGACUGUACCGCACAGAUGAAACAGACCCUCUGCGCUUUUUGGAGCACAAGAACAAGCCAUGCCUGAGUGGGAAUUCCAAAGGCCAGGUGCUCUGGAACAUAGAUUGUCAAGACGCGUUUACAUCAGAGACAACAAACGUCUGCUUUCGGUAUUAUCACGGUACCAGUGGAAUCCUGAGGGCCGUGAGUCCAGUGGUGACUGUCUGCAGGUCGGCUGACAUCACUGGGACAGUGAAUGGCCAUGCAUCGGACAUCAUUGUCGGGUAUUCAUCCCAGCAGAUACCGACAGAGAUGGUCAAGUUUUACCUCACAAACCUUCAUGGACGCAACCUGAAAAAGGGGAUGUUCUUCAACCCCGAGCCGUACGUGAAGAUGUGUAUUCAGCCUGGCUUAGGGGAUGGGGUACUCCUCCUGCCCCAUCACGGCCAGGUGUGCCGCACGGGUCCGGCGGAGGCGACCGUGAACCCCUCGUGGAUGGGGCAGUUCGAAUUCAUUGCCUAUCCUUCGGACAUGCUGGAGUUCGAAGUGAAGGAUAAGUUUGCCCGUAGCCGUCCGUUGGUCAGCAGGUUCCUGGGCCGUCUGGGUGUGCACAUCUGGGACCUCCUGGAGCACACGUCCGGGAGCGGGCCUGUGGAACUGAGCUACAACUUGGCAAACAAGAGCCCGUCUGACCACGUUUCGGGACAGAUAUUUUUCACCUUUGUUCUGGAACACGGACCGGUGGACCCUUGGACACACAUUCGACAGGUGCACAACCCCAUCUACGUGUCCGACAUUCCAGACCGCUGCUGCUCCUCACCUCCUCCUCCCCCACCGCCUUCCUCUUCUCCCGAGCCUCCUCCCCCUCCCCCGUCCCCAACUCCUCCCCCGCCUCCCCAACAGCCCCCCGUCACAACCGCCAGGACUACCUCCCUCCCCGGCAACGCGAACCCUCCCUCGACCUCGUCGUCGUCUUCGUCGUGCUCUUCCGCUUCGGGAACGGAUUACCCAGAGCCGAAUCCGAGGAGGAAGAGCGUGCGGUCCAACAGUGAACACGGCCUCCACUCUCCUGCAGCAGCAGCUCCGCAGGCGGCAGCGCGCAGGCUCUCUCAGACUCCGCGGCCUUCUCAGGGUGCAGCGGCGCAACCGGGAACGGCGUUUGCCAAUUUGGAGUACAUACUUCAGGGUGGAAGAACAUCACAGGCUGGAAUUGACCUCCCUCCCCCCCUGCCACCGAAGCAGAAGGGGGCGAAGCACCGACCCCUCGAACGGUUGCACGCGCUCGGAAGCGCCGACGAAGUCCCUUCAACUUCCUGGAAGCACGCUCGACGGCGGCAGCAGGAGCCCCCCGAAUGCGAGCCCCCCGCUCCCUCCGACUCCGACGACAGCUCCGCGAGCGCCUCGCCCAUUGCCGGGGACUCCAGCCCUCCGCCGACCCUCCCCCGACGGACUAGACCCGUCGUGCUCCACGUCGGCACGGACGGAAGUCGCCCGGCCCCGCUUGCCACCCCCGAGCAGGACAGCCUCCACGAAAUCGGGGGCGCCCCGUCGUCCCUCGAGAACCUCAGCGGCGUGUUGGACGCGUUAGAGUCCGAAGACGAAGUGUCGGCCGCGGAAGAAUCUGUCCAGGAGUGCGACCGUGUGAACAGCGAACCCGCAAACGUCGAGUUCGACUCGCGCGGCCUGCGCAACUCUUCUUCGCCCGCGGCAUCGAGCAGCGAGGAAGCGUCGACUUUGAGUGCCAGUGAGGACGAGGACAGCGCUCUGCGGAGGCGACACCCUUCCGAGCAGCGUUGCCAUUCGGACUCAGAGUGCUCGCUGGCCAAGCCGCGGAGGCAGCACAACAGGCACAGUCGUAAUCAGGGCCGACUUCGCGCCCACGGCCAGAGAGAGGCGGCGUGUUCAGGCGUGCUGAUGCCGUACAGCCGUAGUGACCACAGCAGCCUGGUGCUCACUACAGCGAGGGAGUGCACGCUGGGUUCACCCGAAGGAGACCGUCCUCCCCCUGUGGUGCACGUGAGGAGGAUACAGCCUCCGUCUUUAAGUGAUAGUUACACCAACGGUGCAGGACUGAUUGGAGGCGAAUGCUCGUCACUUGCAAGUUGUAGUGCUACAAGCAGUGGACCUUCUACUGUGGAGCCAUCUCCAACAUCAUCAGGGGUCACGCCUGGUGGGCAGCAGCAGCAUGUUUCAACAACACGUUUGCCAUCGAUACCGGAGCGCACAAUACGCUACCAACGAGUUGAGCUGGACGAACCCCUUCCAUCCCACUGGGAAGCACGAAUUGAUAGCCAUGGGCGGAUCUUUUACAUUGACCAUCUGAAUCGCACGACAACGUGGAACAGACCCUCAGCAACUCAGUCGACAGCCAGUGGUCCGUCCAACGAACUGCAGAGGCAGCAGUUUGAUCGCAGGUACCAGAGCAUCCGGCGUACCAUGACAGCCCGACUCGCGGCUCCCGUGGUUGCGUCAGCCCCUCCUGCAGCGGAGGAGGUAGUUCCUACGGCACCACCUCCGAUGCCAAGUCCAGAUGGGCAGCGCUCUCUCCUGCGCUCUCCUGCCGUGCGAUUCGUCACACGCUCGGACUUCUUCAACGUGCUGCACAUGAAUGAUGAUGCCUUGGCUGCUUACAAUAGAAGUUCCUCCUUGAAGCACAUGAUAGCAAAGAUUAGACGAGACUCUAGUAAUUUUGAAAGGUAUCAGCACAACAGGGAUUUAGUAAGCCUUCUGAAUAAAUUUGCCGACAAAGCUAGAGAUCUGCCUCGCGGUUGGGAAACAAAGCUGGAUCGCUGUGGAAAGCAAUUCUUCAUCGACCACACGUCUCGAAGCACUACUUUUAUUGAUCCGCGACUGCCCGUGGAUGUGCCCUACGUCAAUCCGAGCAAACUCGUAGUCCCCCUGGUGAGACGACGAAGCCGCAGUGCCGGUGAGGACAAGACAGCGCGCACGGGUGCAGGAGGAGUUGGGGCUCGGGGCGGCCCCGUUCCCCCACCGCGACCUCCUUCGAGCACUUCCGGAGCUGCCAUGGCCUCUGCGACUCCAGUGCCAACUGCCUAUAAUGACAAAGUAGUGGCCUUCCUUCGCCAGCCGAACAUCCUGGACAUCCUCCGGGAGAGGCAUCCUGCCAUCACCUCCAAUGCAGGGUUACGCGAUCGUGUUCAUUGCAUACGUGCCGAGGGCACAUCGGCGCUUGGACGGCUCUCGCACGACCUCGAUCUCACUAUAUUGCUCAGCCUCUUUGAGCAGGAGAUUAUGUCCUAUGUGCCUGCACAGUACACGGGGAGUGGUUCUAGUCAUCGUUCUCCUAGGGACUCUCCACAGCCCUCUCCGCAAGCAUCACCUGGACUGCAAAGAGCCAACGUCAGGGCUCCUGCUCCGUACCGUCGAGACUUCGAAGCCAAGCUGCGAAACUUUUACCGCAAGUUGGAGUCUAAAGGCUAUGGGCAGGGACCCAGCAAGCUGAAGCUCAACAUUCGUCGCGAUCAUCUGCUGGAAGAUGCCUUCAUGAAAAUCAUGGCGGCGUCAAAGAAAGAUCUCCAGAAGUCACGUCUGUACAUAGGGUUUGCUGGGGAGGAAGGGUUGGAUUAUGGAGGUCCAUCGAGGGAGUUCUUCUUCCUCCUGUCGAGAGAACUAUUUAAUCCCUACUAUGGGCUGUUUGAGUACUCGGCCAACGACACUUACACAGUGCAAGUGAGCCCAAUGUCUGCCUUUGUGGACAACCAGCACGAGUGGUUCCGCUUCAGCGGCCGUGUCUUGGGGCUGGCGCUCGUUCAUCAGUACCUCCUCGAUGCUUUCUUCACGAGGCCGUUUUACAAGGCCCUUUUACGACUGCCUUGUUCCCUGAGUGACCUGGAGUACCUUGAUGCUGAAUUUCACCAGUCUCUGUUGUGGCUCAAGGAGAAUGACAUAACGGACAUGGGUUUAGAACUUACCUUCUCGGUUGUGGAAGACGUGGCUGGCCAUGUCUUGGAGAAAGAGCUAAAGCCAGGCGGAAAAGGCGUAGCUGUCACGGAGCGCAACAAGAAAGAGUACAUUGAGCGCAUGCUCAAGUGGAGGCUCGAAAGGGGAGUUUCUGAACAGACGGAGAGCCUCGUAAGAGGCUUCUACGAGGUGGUAGAUUCACGCCUAGUAGCUGUAUUUGAUGCAAGGGAACUGGAAUUGGUGAUAGCUGGAACAGCUGAAAUUGACAUAGCAGACUGGAGAAAGAACACAGAGUACCGUUCUGGGUACCACGAUAGUCAUCCUGUGAUACAAUGGUUCUGGAUGGCAAUAGAACGAUUUGAUAAUGAGCGCCGUCUGCGACUGUUGCAGUUUGUUACUGGCACUUCUAGCAUCCCCUACGAAGGGUUUGCUGCCCUUCGUGGAAGCAAUGGUCCCCGUAGGUUCUGUGUGGAAAAGUGGGGAAAGCCCACUAGUUUGCCCAGGGCGCACACUUGCUUCAACCGACUGGACCUCCCACCGUACAUGUCCUUUGACAUGCUGUACGAGAAGUUGCUCCUUGCCGUGGAAGAGUCGAGCACCUUUGGGAUCGAGUGAGAAGCUCACGGGGAAGAAACUAGGGGGGGAAAAAAAAUUUUUGCUAGCUUGUUUGUACGCAACAGGAAAGAACCUUACCGCCUUGUGGUAUGCUUUGAUUUUGUUGCCUUGAGCUAGCAGUGUGGCCACAGCAGUGCAUGUGUACUGACAAUCUGCUCACAAAUGCCUUCUUCCCUUGUCCAGGAUCCAUUUUUAUAUGUGUGUCUAAAAUGAAGAAUCAAAGAUGAUUUUUUUUUUUACAAAUUUGCCCAAUGACACCGGCAGGAGACACCGGAAAAAGAGAUUCAAAAAGAACGACAGCUAAACCUCCAUAUAACAAACUACAAGAAAGUUCAUUUCAUAUCAGUGGGCAGUGGUAUGCAUGACAUUCACUAGUUUAGGGUUGUGUGGCAUGCAUAAUGAUACUGAGUCAUAAAGCAUUCAGAAUUAUCAGGAAUAAAAAAAAAAAGAAAACAGUGGUCAGUGAGAUCAUUAUGGGCACAUUCAUAAGAUUAGUGCACCUUGCACUAGCAGCAUGGGCUAAAUAAAGAAAAACUUAUCUGUAGGUGGUGCCAGUAGGGGGAAACGUAGAACAUAAAAAAAUGAAACUGCUAAAUAUGCAAAAGUGAGGCAAAAGUGAUAUAUGUGACAUACGUGAAAGUCAGGCACAUGCCCUUGCCUGCACACCCUCCAUCACAUGAAGAGUGAGCAUGUGCAGGCAGUUCAUGAGCACAGAAAACUUUGAGACACAAGGCUUGUAGUAUCGUUGCGCAUGCGUAGAACUACAGAAACAAUGUGUAGAUGAAAACAAAGUCGAGUUUGAGGGUUGCCAUUAAUUUUUUUUUUCUUUCUUUUUUUUUGUUUCUGUUUCCUGCUGUGUCGUAUAUGAGAAUCGUACCUGCAUUCUUUAGCACAUGCCCGUCAUACCCCUUUGGCGGUGACGAGUAACUUCAAGAGGAAUUUGUUGUAUUGAGGUUUAGCUGUACAUACAUCCUCUUUUUGUUUGUAUUUUAGUGGCACAAUUCCUUUUUGAAUUCCCUUGCUUUUUAACUUCUUCUUCAGAUUAAUUUUACAAGAUUGCAGAAUGCAGCUUUACGUGAGAUGCACGUGUCCACAUGAGUUUCUUGCAACUGCCGUAACGCGUCAGCCUGCAGUAAAUGUUGGAGUUCUCGUAAAGUGUUUCAUUCAACAAGAAAGCCAGAGUGGCGUGUCUUCACGACCUCAAAAAGGAAGUGCAAUCCUUUAAGUGUCCUGCGUGUUUAACCACGUCCAUGUCUUACUGCACAGGUUACUGAUCGGUGAUGUGCAUCGGGCUGGCAGCCCAGAGAUCCAGCUUUGCAUGCAGGAGUAAAAAAAAAAAUUUCAUUAUACGUUAUCUUCUUUGGUGUGCCCUAUGAAACUGUUUUAGUUGGCAGGAGCAUUUUCUGUUGAGGCUGGGCACUGUUAUCAUCAUUGAUAUAGUAUUUGAAGUGUUAAAGGAGCAUGGUAUGGGUAGAGCCUUGUGUUUUGGGGCUAAACUUGAUAAAACCAGUAUUUGCACCUGGA